Falco peregrinus (peregrine falcon) is the source of this 4151-nucleotide messenger RNA. It is a transcript of the gene DNAJB9, whose product is annotated as DnaJ heat shock protein family (Hsp40) member B9. The record is from RefSeq and is a predicted model, not a curated record. The transcript has 3 exons. Bases 164 to 811 code for a protein of 215 amino acids. Gene Ontology annotation, cellular component: endoplasmic reticulum. Gene Ontology annotation, molecular function: protein-folding chaperone binding; misfolded protein binding. Lineage: Eukaryota; Metazoa; Chordata; Aves; Falconiformes; Falconidae.
UGAGCGGCCAAUGGCGCAGCGCUUCGUGUAGAAAUCGCAGUCGGGGCGCGGGGGAAGCUCUGCGCGAGCGCUGGCGGCGGUGGGGCGGGAGCGGUGCGCGGGGCGCUGAGGGGCAGCGGCCUCUGUGCUGGCGGCGGCGAGCGUGGGCCGAGGAACCAGAGAAAUGGCCACUACUCAAUCUGUCUUCACAUUUGCUCUCUGCAUUUUAAUGAUAACUGAAUUAAUACUGGCCACAGAGAGCUAUUACGAUAUCUUAGGAGUUCCAAAAAAUGCAUCGGACCGCCAGAUCAAGAAGGCAUUUCACAAGCUGGCUAUGAAGUACCACCCAGACAAAAAUAAGAGUCCUGGUGCAGAAGCGAAAUUUAGAGAAAUUGCUGAAGCAUAUGAAACAUUAUCAGAUGAGAAUAAACGAAGAGAAUAUGAUCAGUUUGGCCGUCACGGAGGACAAGGAAAUAGUGGAAGCCCAUUCCAUCAGUCAUUUAAUUUCAACUUUGAUGAUCUGUUCAAAGACUUUGACCUCUUUAGUCAAAACUCACGGUCAAAAAAGCACUUUGAAAAUCACUUCCGAAGUCAUCGGGAAGCUCACAAUCGGCAAAGACGUUCUUUCCAAGAGUUCUCCUUUGGAGGUGGACUGUUUGAUGAUGUGUUUGAAAAUAUGGAAAAAAUGUUUUCGUUUAGUGACUUUGAAAAUGCACACCGACAUGCGGUGCGAACUGAUACCAGGUUUCACGGAUCCAGCAAGCACUGUAGGACUGUCACUCAGAGACGAGGAAACAUGGUUACUACAUAUACGGACUGUUCUGGACAAUAAUAUUUCCUUUUCAUCUCUUCUCUUCUUUCAACAUCUUCGUAAUAUUUCUUGGUUUUGUGCUAACAUGGAAAAAUUCUUCAGACUGUUUGUUCUAAAAAACACUUAACUGCUAUAAAGAAAUUGUAGAUGAAACUAAUCUUCAGAAUAGAAAGAACAGGCAUUUGGGAAGUAAGUGUCUCAGUAACUACCUAGAAUGGGAGAGAAAUAAUCUCAUAUGACAGAAAAAAAUCAUAUAUAUUUCUGUUUAGUUAACACUUUCUCUAAAGUUGAACUUCAACACAAGAUAUAUAUUUUUAAUUUCAGAAAUGUAAUAUAAUUUUUUUCAUAUGCCAAUUCAGGACUGUUUGAGUUACUGGUGCAUGGAUUGCAGCAGAGAAGAUACUUUAAUUUUCAAGUGCUGCUUUUUUUUAUCAUGUCUUUCCAAAUUUUCACUUGCAGUUUUUACCUGAUGGGGACUUACUCUGCAAGUUAUCUAAUUUACUCAAAAUACCAGAAAUAUGAUUUACCUGGGUCUUAGUUACUUUGUCCAGCAUUGCAAAUGUAUUAAAAAAAAACUUUUUGAAGUUGGAAAACAACGAGAGGGAAUAUGUUAAGAUUGUGCUUCACCUGGGAGUAUGAUGUAGGAAUUGCUUUUACUUCCAAAUAGCCAGAUUUCAUUGGCCUGAAAAGAUUUUAGGUUUUGAAUAACCCUUGACAUAUUUAAGGGAUGUUCAUGUAUGUAAUUUUGUGUGCAUACAAGGUUUUGGGUUUUUUUCUUUCAAGAUACAAAUACCUCUUUAACAAGGUUUGGAAGAAUAUAGAAAACACUCUUCGUUUUAUGCUUAUUAUAUUACCAUGUGUGCAGUGUAGUUUCCAUAGCUCAGUUUAUUGAACUUAAAUACUCCUCUGUGCUCUUGUGAACUUAAGAUAAGCUUGCCUACAGAUUCCUAGUGUUUCUGGAAGGUUCUAAAUAAAAUACAGAUAGAUUGUGUUUAGAUUGACAGGCUUAUUACCUGUCAGCAGGAAUUUUUCAGCAUUGUGAUUUGAAAGGUAAAUUCUUACCAUAAACACAAGAUAAACCUGAGAAUUACAAUUGUAUUUAUCUAAUGCCUUGUGGUGCUUACUUUGCUAAUCAGGACAGUACUAAUGGGUAUCAGUUUCAGCACCAUGGAAACCCAUAACUUGUCUAUAAACUGUUUAAAACUAAAAAAAACCCCAAACAACAAAAAACCAAACAACAACAACAAAAACACCAAACCAAAACAAAAAAACAACCCACAACAAAACUUCUGAACACUUGAACUGCUGUCAGUCCAAAAGUUUGGGUUUAUUUUUUCACUAGUAAUACAGGCUUAGUAUAUUAAAUAAGUUCCCCUUAGAGUUUACUGUCACCCACCUAUUCCUGUCCCUUUAGAACUGUGAGAUAAGAAUUUACCUUUCAGAUUGAUUGGAUGAGCAAAACAAGCAUUUUAAACAGCAGAGUUGUAAAUAGGCUUUGAGUUCUUAAAAUCUUUAUCAAAAGAGGUUUAACCCUUUGCUUCAAAAAUGGAUUUUGAAAGCUGCCUAUUUGCUAAGUAACUUUAACCUUCCCCUCAAGGGUAUAUAUUAUUGCUUGUUCAGUUUUCAUUCACUAAAUACUUGGAAUGGAUUGUUGCAUUAUAUUAAGUGCUUUUUCUUUUCCAUGUUCUUCUUUAUUUAUUAAUAGACUAAUACCUCAUAUAUGGUCUUUAUAAAAAGCCAGUAAUUUGUGCAAGAUUAUCGGAAUGUGCAAUAUUCUUAUAGUAGGAAAAGUGCUGGAGUGAGUGUGUUUUAUUUCCACCCUUUUUCUGUGCAAGUAGAAAUUUUUAGUUUCUUCUGUGUAAUUAAUGUAUGAUUCAACCAAAAGUUCUAAUUCAUGUAGAUUUCUGCAUUUUUUAACAUACAUCAGUCCUGUGCAUCACGUUAUCUGCCUGAUUAAUAUCAUAUGGGCAUCCAAGUGAACAAAUUACUGAAGUUCUGAAUUACUUUCACAAAUACCAAUUUUUUUAGAGGGCAUUUCUGAUGCAUUUGAGGAGAAUUUUUCAUGCUUUAUCAGCUUUCAAAAGGUGGUCUUUAGUAUGAAAUGUAAGAGAGUAUUAGCAAAUGUGACUUGGGUAUGAUUGCUGGAACUUAAGAGGUGAGAGGCAACUCUAGAAGGAGGAUGCAAAGGUAAAAUGUUAAUGCCUUUAUUAAUCUAGUGAGUAUUUUCUUAUAUGUGGAAACAGCAGAAUGAGCAGUUUUUAAGCGUGGGAGAAGGAAUAUUGAAGUUUCUUCUAGAAGCAAACCUUUGACUUCUCCAAAGGUAGUUUUCUCCAGUUAGGAACUCGGGUCCAUUCCCUAAUCUUGAGUUAGAGGAAUAACAGCUAAAAUGAGCACUGUAAAUUGUAGGAAACACAGCCGCCCCCAAGACUUAAGUCUGUUUUGAGUGACUGUAUGAGUUCACCAUCUUUUAGGCUAAACUUUUAGGUAAAAAUUAAGGGUUCUUGGCUGUUUCUAGGUUAGCUUCCUUUCUUUAAGCAUGAUUCAAACUUUAUUCAUAUAAAGUGUACUUGUUUGCCUUAAUUUUUGAAGUUAAAAGUAUGAAAUGGAUAAUAAAAUGAUAGACCUGCUAGUUUUCUAGCUGAUAGUACCUUAAAAAGACUUCCGCCUAGUCUAUUUUUAUCUGCUUCCAUAUUAGUUCUCUUCAUGGCUUGUCACAGGAAGACCAACAAAUACUUCCUAUUACUCCUGUGGCUUCUCCAAGUGACCUUUCAGCUUGGUUUGGUUGUUGAUCCAAGGUCAAAUCUUAGGGAGAGCUUGCCAUUAGUAUUGCAGAGUCUAGUGUAUGGCUAUCCGUAUGAUUUUUCUAUGAUUGGUAUGCUUUGAGUAGGCUUCAGGUGAAGAAAUUUAGGCAGGCUUUCCUCCGCCAGCAGUCUGCAGUUUCAUGGCUAUCAGAACAGAAGCUUGCAAAAUACGUUGCACUUCUCACUUAUUCAUAGCUCUUGCACAUUCUUCUCCUAUUUAUAGUGAUCGCCUCAUGGCAGGCUCGCCAGCGGAAGUCUUGAUACAACCUUCUGACAUCCCUGACUUCAGAAGCUUAAGUGCCAUCUUUGAUCUCCUUAUCUUGUGAAAAGACCCAGCAAAACCUAUUUUUUUUUGUGUGAGGGUGAAAAAUACAAUUAAUUUUUUAAAGGCAUUUAUGCAUAUGUAACUCCAAAUGGUUGAGUUUCUGUAACUUUACCAAAAUUAGUGGGUUUCUUUCAUGUUUGUUUUUCCCAUUAUGCUUUUGAAACACAGUAUCUAGUGGAGAUGAAAGUACUGUAAACUUAAUUAGGGUACCAUUACAUUAAACAUGUGACAACUG